AUGGCGACUUCGGAAAAGCUGGCUCAAAUUGCCACCAACAUUGUGUUGGAGAAGGCAGCGAAGGACAAGUUGGCUGCUGCUGCUGCGCAGCAGAAGCUGCAGCAGCAGCAGCAGCAAAGGACAGCCUCCAACUUAUCCGCGGUUGAAUCCGGUAAGCUUUGCGCAGCACAUGCACGACAGCAGCAGCAACAGCAGCAGCAGCAGCAACAGCAGCAGCAGCAGCAGCAGCAGCAGCAGUUGCUGCUGCGGACUUCUUGCUGCAGAGGAAGCGGAGGGAAAGGGCCUCGACGAUUUGUCUCACUGGCGUGA
Molecule: messenger RNA, 309 nt
Organism: Eimeria tenella
Lineage: Eukaryota; Apicomplexa; Conoidasida; Eucoccidiorida; Eimeriidae
Exons: 2
Coding region: 1-309 (102 amino acids)
Source: RefSeq, a predicted model, not a curated record